UUCUCUCGACAUUCCACCUUAACAAACAAGCUUGCACAAUGAGUUCCAAAGGGUGGUUUGUUUUCCUUCUCCUGGCACUGGCCAUGGUGGCUGAGGCAUAUACUACACUCGAAGAACUUUCCCCUACUGUCUCUGAUGAUGACAUGGAUCUCAUUGUAGACGACAAUGAGUUUUUGAUGAGUUCUGAAUCACAGCGUAGGAUACUGAUGCAAGGGCAAAGAAAUAGGUACAUUAGCUAUGGAGCGCUUAGAGCCAACAAUAUCCCAUGUGGUUGGCAUGGACGCUCCUACUACGAUUGCAGUAAGAGGGAUAGGGCUAGUCCUUACACUCGUGGUUGCAGUGCAAUUACACAUUGUGCUAGAGACACCAGCAGUUAGUUGAAUUAAUCAAGAAUAAAGCAAGCCACAAGAUGGUAGGGUUCUUAAUCUUCACUUUGGGAUUAUUGAGUAACGUUAUUCGCUGCAAAAGUUUCCACCAUAUUCGAACAAUUUUAAUUUUUAAAUGUAUGGUUACGCGGGGACUUGUAUUUACUAAUUAAUGUAAGGUGGAAGCAAUUUACUUGGUCUAUUUACUGAUGUUGUCUGUUAUACGUA
Molecule: messenger RNA, 593 nt
Organism: Cajanus cajan (pigeon pea)
Lineage: Eukaryota; Viridiplantae; Streptophyta; Magnoliopsida; Fabales; Fabaceae
Product: protein RALF-like 19
Biological process (GO): calcium-mediated signaling
Cellular component (GO): plasmodesma
Source: RefSeq, a predicted model, not a curated record